UGAUGAUGGCGUCGCAAACGAAGCCAGACGCGUGUCACCGAGGUGAAGGCGCCUGUUGUCAGAGAGGAUGCGGACUCCCGCUGUCCUCUGAAGACUCCAACAAAGUGGAGCAGCACUGCUGCGUGGACGCGCUCCGUGCCGUCACCGACGCGCUGGAGGAGAAAAGCGCCGCUUUGGAGCAUGAAUCCCGGAUGGCGAGGCUCAGGUGGAACAGGAGGGAGCAGUUCCUGUUGGCCCAGGUGUCCGCGCUACAGAACGAGGCGCAGCUCGCUGCCCUCAGGUACCAGCGCAGACUGCACCAGUACACGCUGCACAUCAACGGCAUCGCAGAGCAGCUCGUUGGAUACUGCAAGAGUGACUUAAAGACACCCGCUGACAGCCACACAUCAGGCAAAGCAACACCUGCAGAGGGGGAGUCAGCGGAGGGACAGCUCACCCUACCUGAGGUAAACGGAAAGGAGCUGUCCAAGUCCAACCAUGAGGAGACAGUGGAGGCCUUUUGCAGUGCCAAGGAACCCGUCGUGGUGCAGGUCAUCAGGCGGACCCCCAGCGGCAGACCCCAUGGCCCCCUUCAGGAAAUCCACGUGGUGGACGUGUGCACUCAGACCGACAUCACCUUCGAACACAUCAUGGCGCUGGCAAAGCUGCGCCCUUCGACCCCUCCCGUGCCUGACGUCUGUCCCUUCCUUCUCUCUGACAGCUGUCAUUCUCUUCAUACAAUGGACCAGGAUUACUAUGAAGGGACGGACUACCUCUCCCCCAUUCCUGCUGAUGGAGAGAGGACAGAAGAGUUUGAGUAUGAGGAAGUGGAACUUUAUCGACUCAACAGCCAAGAGAAGUUGGGCUUGACUCUGUGCUACAGGACGGACGAGGAGGAGGAUGUAGCCAUCUAUGUCAGCGAGAUCAGUCCAAACAGCAUUGCAGCCAAAGAUGGACGCAUCCGAGAGGGCGAUCGCAUCUUACAGAUUAAUGGCCAAGAUGUUCAAGACAGAGAAGAAGCAAUGGCUGCGCUCUCCAGCGACGAGUGUCGGAACAUCGUACUGCUGGUUGCCAGACCUGAGAUGCAGCUGGAGGAGGCCUGGCUGGAUGAUGAGCACAGUGAGUUCCUGGAGCAGCUGAAGAUGGAAAUGUUGGAGGAGCAGCAGAGAGAGGAGAUGGAAUUAGCUGCCUUGCAGGAAGAACAGGAGAAUGAACAGACAGCCGAGGAUGAGAAGCCCACCUGCUCCACACUCCCUCAUCACAAGAACAGCGUGUUGAGUAUUAAAGACAGAAUGGAAAGCUCAGAAAAUAACGUCCUGGCGCACAUCCAGAGACGCCUGUCCCAGUGCCUGAGAGACAGUCGGGACACACAUUGUACCAUUGGCUCCACGCGGCUGGAGGACAAAGAGGACGAGGACGAUGAUGAGAUGGAAGGUGAUCGAUUUCAGCAGCUCUUGGAGCUGAAGUGUCAGAUUCGUAACAGUGGCGAGUACGAUCUGUUCUACAGCCGCCGCAGCACCAUUGAGUGCAGCAAGGUGGAGCAGGGCGGCGUACAACACGAGCUGCGCAUGCUCAACGAGGAGCUGCGCAGCAUCGAGCUCGAAUGUCAGAACAUCAUGCAGGCCCACAAGCUUCGGAAAGGUCAGGAAUCAGGCCGCUCUCCUCCCUCCACCAAAAACCAAAGCCUCCUCCAUGGCAACCCCACACGGGGAAAGUUGACAGAUGUUAAUGAGAGGCUGGAGAAAUCAGACAAGGACAGCUCCAGUGCCUAUAACACAGCAGAGAGCUCACGCAGUACGCCUCUGGCAAUGGACCGCUCUCCGGAGCACUCACUCCAGAGGAUGGUGAGUCUCACCAACCAGAAGAACCUCUGUAGCAGCCUAGCCACUGCCCAUUCUCUUAGCCUGAGCCCUAUCCCAGCAUGCCAUGCUCCGGUCCCAGGCAAGAGCAGCAGCCCUGACCACAGCAAUCCAUCUGAGUCCGACCACACAACUCAGGCCGAGGACGCGAGCAGAGGGACAUUAAAAAGGACACAUGCUUGCCAGAUUCCCUAUUUCUCCCCGUCCCACAGUUCCCAGCAAAGACAGACAAACAUUCCAGCUCACGCCCGCCACUACCAGAGCUACAUGCAGCUGAUCCAGCAGCGCUCAGCUGUCGAGUACGCUCAGAGCCAGCUCAGCCUGCUCAGUGUGUGCAAAGAGCCUCAGAGGCCCCUUCAUGAGCCCAAGAUGGAGUGGAAGGUCAAGAUCCGCAGCGACGGCACCCGCUACAUCACCAAGAGACCUGUGAGAGACAAGAUCCUGAAGGAGCGAGCCCUGAAGAUUAAAGAAGAGCGGAGCGGGGGGAUGACCACGGACGACGACGCAAUGAGUGAAAUGAAGAUGGGACGGUACUGGAGUAAAGAGGAACGAAAGCAGCACCUGGUCAGAGCAAAAGAACAGAGGAAAAGACGGGAGUUCAUGCAGCGCAGUCGUCUGGAGAGUUUGAAGGAGAAUCCGCAGAGCAGCAGCGAGGGUCGCAAGGAAGUCAGCAUCAUCGAGCUCAGCCACAAGAAGAUGAUGAAGAAACGCAACAAGAAAAUCCUUGACAACUGGAUGACGAUCCAGGAGCUGAUGACUCACGGGACUAAAGCCCCAGAGGGAGCCAAGGUGCACAAUGCCUUCCUAUCAGUCACUACUGUAUAAAAAUAAAAAUAAAAACCACACAUUCUACCCCAUGCGGUAUAAUAUACUUGCCUCGUUCAAUGUGGCAUUUUUAAGAGGACAAUAGGAAUAUUUUUCACACUUUGUAAUCCAAAAAAAAGCAUUUUGUAAAGAAUUUAUCGGUGGUGUUUAUGACAUUUUCUUCACCUUUUUUCCCCAGUCUUCUUUUUCACAUCACUCAACAAAAAAACCUUUUUUCUAUAAAGUUACGACAAUAUAAUUAUUUUAUUACUCCACACUAGACAUGUAUCUUUUCAAUUCUAUUUUCAUAUUUACGUUGUAACCGUAUCAAUUAUAGUUGUGUGAGCGUCUUUGAAGCUGAAAACGUCGUGGUGUUCGAAGGUUAAAAUUGUCGGCUACUUUAAAUCAUAACACACAUUGGGCCAAGUAACAUGAAUACAGAUCGAGGUAACACUGAAUGCUUUUGUGUGUUUCAAAACCAUAAUUUAUUUUAUCAAGUAACAUAAACUGGCGUGUCACGGUGUUGAGCCCCUUUUCCACUAGACCCCAGCACGCCUCGCCUCGGCACGGCGCGGUUAUUUUGCGUUUCCAUCAGCGAUAGUACCUGAUACUUUUUCUAGUACCUGCUCUGGCGAGGUUCCAAGCGAGCUGAGCCGGUACUCGGCGUGACGUUGUCGGACUGCCGGCCACUGAUUGGUCAGAGAGUGUCAUCACACGAGGAGGCACGAGCCGAACUGUAGAUCAGUUAAAAAGACACAAAAUAACUGCUUUACAAGUCACUCGUCACUAGUUUGUGUGUGUGUGUCGUGUAUAAAAUGAAGUCGUGGCCGCGCAGUGAUGACUCCGCCCACGUUGAGGAGGUACUAUUGUAAUGGAAAACCAACCACAUCGCGCCGAGCCGAGCCGAGCCGAGCUGAGGCGAGCUGGGACCAUGUAGUGGAAACACGGCAUGAGAUCGCUGAUUUUCGGCCAGCAGCAAACUAUGAUAAAAUUCUCUAAACGUAUUAUCAGACGUUUUCUAAAAGCACAUCUUAAAAGUGGUAAACUCAUUUUGCGGGGACGAUUGUCGUGUCCUGUGUGUCUGCGUUACAGCUUUGGAUAAUAUAUUUUAUAUUCACUCAUAUUUUUGAACAUUUUCUACAUAUUCAAGCAGAUCAUGGAGCUGCUCAUGCCUUUUACAUACUAGUAUUUUUCAAACAUUUACUCUCCACAUGCGUCGCCUUGACACAGCGGUGUGUGGCGACAUGAUUUCAUACACAAACGGUAAACUAAAGCAACCGAGCGGUAUCACGCAGCCUUAUUCAUACUUUUCCUAAUUUAACAGGAAACAUUCAUAACUAUUUUAUAGUUUACAGAGUUAUGUUGGCAGUCACGCGCUGGUGUUUGGAUGACUGCCACUGAGCAGGACUCAGAACACAAGACUACCUUCACGCUACAGUUCAGUUACUUGUACAGUACACCGUUCCCAAACGCCCAAUAUUGUUUUGCUGAAAUAUUGUAAAUUUCAAUUUUAAACAAAUCCCAGUAUUUGUUUUGAGUAAAUGUCUGAUUCAAGUAAUGCGUAGUUGGCACAUUUGUAGCCAAGUAAAAAUGUGUGCUAAUGGUGAACUUUGCAAAAAAGAAGUGAUAAUAAAUUAUUGGUUUUUGGUAUAACAUGGCACCGAA
Solea senegalensis (Senegalese sole) is the source of this 4307-nucleotide messenger RNA. Its product is annotated as PDZ domain-containing RING finger protein 4-like. Gene Ontology annotation, molecular function: protein binding. The record is from RefSeq and is a predicted model, not a curated record. The coding region runs from base 3 to 2663 and encodes 886 amino acids. Lineage: Eukaryota; Metazoa; Chordata; Actinopteri; Pleuronectiformes; Soleidae. The transcript is spliced from 9 exons.